AUCACCGUCCCGAACCCUAGCCACCACCAAACCCCCCCUACUUAAGCCCGCCUCCCACUCGCUUAGCCGCCGCCGCCGCCUCUCCCCGCCUCCCCACUCCCCGUCUCCUCCUCCCUCACGCAGCUCGUCGAGAUGGCGUCCGAGGCGGCCAAGGUGGUGGUGCCGGAGUCCGUGCUCCGCAAGAGGAAGCGGGAGGAGGUGUGGGCGGCCGCGAGCAAGGAGAAGGCCGUCGCCGAGAAGAAGAAGUCCAUCGAGAGCCGCAAGCUCAUCUUCUCCCGCGCCAAGCAGUACGCCGAGGAGUACGAGGCCCAGGAGAAGGAGCUGGUGCAACUUAAGCGUGAGGCUCGGAUGAAGGGUGGUUUCUAUGUCAGCCCUGAGGAAAAGUUGCUGUUUGUGGUCCGUAUCCGUGGUAUCAAUGCCAUGCACCCGAAGACCAGGAAGAUUUUGCAGCUCUUGCGUUUGAGGCAGAUCUUUAAUGGAGUGUUCUUGAAGGUCAACAAAGCCACCAUUAACAUGCUGCGCAGGGUUGAGCCAUAUGUUGCAUAUGGGUACCCAAAUUUGAAGAGUGUCCGUGAAUUGAUCUACAAGAGGGGCUAUGGAAAGCUCAACAAGCAAAGAAUCCCUCUUACAAACAACAAAGUCAUCGAGGAGGGUUUGGGUAAGCAUGACAUCAUCUGCAUUGAGGAUCUUGUUCAUGAGAUCAUGACUGUUGGCCCACAUUUCAAGGAGGCCAACAACUUCCUCUGGCCAUUCAAGCUGAAGGCACCACUGGGUGGGCUGAAGAAGAAGAGGAACCACUACGUUGAGGGUGGUGAUGCUGGUAACCGUGAGAACUACAUCAACGAACUCAUCAGAAGGAUGAACUAGUUCCAUGAGCUCAUUGUUAGCGCACUGUGUUUGGAUGAUAUUUUAAAGUAAGCUUAUUUUGCACUAGGAAGUGUAUCAAGAAAAUCUUGCAAUUUUGAUAUUCAGAAUCUGACCCUUUUAUCCGGUGGUUUGAUGUUAUUCCUAAAUUUGAAGUGCUUUUAAUCAUGAUAUGCGAACAUGUGUUAGUACUUAUUAUGGCUCUACUGCCUUUGUGUUGA
Oryza sativa Japonica Group (Japanese rice) is the source of this 1085-nucleotide messenger RNA. RefSeq names its product large ribosomal subunit protein uL30x. Gene Ontology annotation, cellular component: cytosolic large ribosomal subunit. Gene Ontology annotation, biological process: maturation of LSU-rRNA from tricistronic rRNA transcript (SSU-rRNA, 5.8S rRNA, LSU-rRNA). Lineage: Eukaryota; Viridiplantae; Streptophyta; Magnoliopsida; Poales; Poaceae. Gene Ontology annotation, molecular function: RNA binding; structural constituent of ribosome. The record is from RefSeq and is a predicted model, not a curated record.